Procambarus clarkii (red swamp crayfish) is the source of this 378-nucleotide messenger RNA. RefSeq lists its product as uncharacterized. The record is from RefSeq and is a predicted model, not a curated record. NCBI's taxonomy places the organism in Eukaryota, Metazoa, Arthropoda, Malacostraca, Decapoda, Cambaridae.
AUGAAGAGCUUCGUCGUGCUCGCCGUGGUGUGCCUCGCCGCCCUGGCCAGCGCCACGGGGGACGAGGACCCAAAGGAGACGCCCCGCUUCGGGUUCAUCUCCUUGGAUAACACAGGCGCCGUGCUCACCCUCAACUCCACCUCCCUGCAGUACGCAGUCAUCGCCGGAAUCAUCGUCCUCGUCUUCGCACUCGUCAUCAUCCCCAUCCUGGGCUUCGACAUCGCUAAGCACUUCGCAACACGGGAUGGUUAUGACCACUUUAACUACUACAACGAACAGCCGGAGUACUCUUCCUACACCAGCUACGCCAAGAGAUCCCUGGACGUCCUGACCCCAGUACUGGCAGCUCUACGCGAGGCUUAUAAGAAAUACGAGUAA